GCUGAUUCGAUCCCAUCCGUUAUAGGUCUUCGUCACUGGGAUUUUCCCCGGCUAGUUGAAAAUUCCCGGAGUGGGAACAUGGAUUUCCAGUAUUUCUUGAUUUUCUUCGGUUUCGUCUCUGGUCGUUCAAGGGUUUACUUCUUGUUUCUGCCAAGAUGAAGCGAUCACGGAGGAUUGAAUUGUGGAAUCAUUUCACUAUUCUGGAUCAAGAGUAUGCGAAAUGUGGUUUAUGCGGCAAAAAAUUGUUGUACAGCACCAGCACGACGAACUUGAAGAAACAUAUCGAAAGGUCGUAUAUAAUAGUGAACUUUGCGACAAAUUCUUCAAGAUCCAUCGACCCUGUGUUGCCAGAGCUAGGUGAAGCCUCUCUUGCAGUGGAGUUGCCAGAAGAAGGCACCACAGCCAGCAGCACACUGGGGGAAGCAGUUCCCUCCACAUCACAGCAUCAGACAGCCAUCACAGAAUACGUUCCCAAAGAGGUGGGACUGAUUCAAAAGAAGAAGGUGGACAGCAAAUUAAUGGGUCAGUUCACAAAAAACUAUCAACCUUGCUCUAUUGUAAAUGAAUCAGGGGUUCGUAGUUUUGUAUGUGCACUGAACCCCGCUUACUAUAUCCCGGGUAGAAGGGCUGUAACAAAUGUAAUGUUGCCAGCAGCAUAUGCAGAAGCAAAUGAGAAAGUACAACAAAAGCUGAAAGGUAUAAAGACAAUCUGUUUAGCAUCAGCUUCUAACGAAAGUUAUAUGGCUGUGACUGGACACUUCGUAAAUGAACACUUCAGAUUACUGUCUGUACUGCUGGAAUGCAGUCAUUUCUGUGGAGCCCACCCAUAUUUAUCCACAGCUUUUACUAAAAUUACAGAAAAAUUCAGUCUCUGUGGCGAAAUUUUAAUGGUGGUCACGGACAAUGCACCAUAUAUGAAAAAUGCAGUUUCCACCAUUCUCAAGUGGAAACAUUUUGGUUGUUAUGCCGAUACACUUAAUUUAGUUGUGCAGGAUGCACUUAAAAAUGUUCAGGAAGUCCACCAGAAAGUCAAGACAAUUGUAGGUUUGUUUAAAAGGAGCAGGAGUGCAACAGAGUGUCUCUUAAAAUCCCAACAGAACAAUUGUUGAAUUAUCGGAGACAGUAAAAAUUACAGUUGCCCUCUGUAACAGGCUCACAGAACUUGCAUCACUGUCAAAUGAUGAGUGGGAAAUCUGCUCCGAACUGUGUUCGAUUUUGAAACCAUUUGAGCAGGUUUCGUGGCAGCUCAGUGCAGAGGAGUACCCAACUGGCAGCUUGGUUAUAGUCCUGACACAUGGCCUUCUGGCAGUGUGUGAUGAUUGAUGAAAUAGCCAAAAUGCGGUUACAUGAAGUUUCAAUGAAAGUUGUUGAUGCAUUGAAAGAGGGGCUUACUAACCGGUUUUCGAAUCUUGAGCAGAGCAAAUCCAUUGCCUUUGCUACUCUGCUGGAUACAUGAUUCAAAUUGCUGGUAUUUCAGAACCAGGCAGCAGCAGACAACACAAAGGAACAGUUAGUUAAUAUUGUUGCCCAGAAGCUGGAAAAAUGUAGGCCAGACAGCCUUCACAACAACCUGUUGAGCCAAAUAAUUUGUCAACAGUCCUUCUCUGUGUGGGGCAUAUUUGAUAAGCUAGUGAAACAUGCACAGCCAUAGGGCACAGUACAGUCAUGCUAUUGUAAAGGUCCAGAGGUAUGUUGACAGCUCAGUCAUCAGUAGAAAUGAAGAUCCCCUGGCAUGGUGGAGACAAAAUCAGUUCAUUUACCCAACCAUUGCAAAAGUAGUGCAAGAGAGAUUAAAUGUUGUAGCAACUUCUGUGCCUUGUAAGAGGGUCUUCUCAAAAACUGGACAUAUAAUAAACGACAGAAGAACCCGCCUCAAGUCAUCGAAUAUAGAAAAACUAAUAUUUCUGAAUGCCAAUGGUACUUGUGAUUAGAUACUGUUGCUGAAAAUUGUGGACCUGUGUGAGGUUUGCUUCCGUGGAGGUAACUAGGCACUUCCAACGCAACCAAACAAGACCACACAACUGUAUGAUGCCUAGCAAUAUUACAAUGUGUAACUGGGCACUUUCAACACAACUGAAAAAUGUGAAGGUCUUAAGGGUGUCAAUUGUUUGCUCCGAAUUUGAAGUAACUGUACUCAUUUGUCAAAGCUAUGUCCCAUCUGUAACAUGUAAUGUCUCAGGAUGUCUAACUGUGCAGUGGAGGACCAGACUAGCAGGAACGCACAGGAGUUGGAGUCGAGUCCGCUGUACAUAAUGUUAGCACCAGCCCCAGACAUUGCACAAGUCCCACCCAUUCAUUCACCCUCGUCCACACCUAUCCAUAUCGUGAGCCCCACCCAUGGUCUGCUUCAUGUCCCGACAUCAAAGUUGUUAGUAUCAAAGAUAUGCCAGUCAUAAAAACAAGAGAGAAAAUCAGAAAUAUGGAAGAAAUUCAGCUUUUCUGUUACCAUUGUAAAAAGAGCAUAUUAUUAAAGAAAUAGAAAUAUGUAUAUUGAAUAUACGAGUUGAAAAAUCAUCAAUAAGAAACAAAAAUAAAAUUCAUGGGCUUUUGUCUGCAGUAUACAAGAAAUCUGGUAUUUGUUAACUGCAGUGAGUGUUAAUAACCAUCAACUCACUUAUUGUAAGAAAUUCUGUUGGGAAAUAUUUAUUGGUUGUAAACGCCAAGGAUGCAGAUUAUCAUCUUGAUUGUCUAAAGUUAAUGUUGUGCAUAAACAAGCCAAAAUCAAUGUCUUUGUUUGUUUCUGAUACCUCAUCAGAAUUAAAUAUAAGGGUGAGAUAAUGCAGACAGACAUUUAGGUACAUGACAUAAGUUAUUAGUACUUGCUUGUGUAAUUGGUGAAUUUUUACUUGUGAACUCUUGUGACUGAUUGCUUAGUGCAGAUACAAGAUUACAUUUUAGUUCUUCUCUACUGUUUGAGAGAUUUAGAGCUGCCUAUUGUUAAACAUUUGUACAUAAUGUUGUCAGUGUCAUUAAAGUCCAUCUUAUCGUACUUUAAUGUCUGUUAGAUUUUGGUUUUGACAGCAGUUGGUCAGAACAGUCAAGAUUAGGUGUCUUGUGUAUGACAAUUUUAUUGAAAGUGCAUAUCUGUGUUUCAUUCUGAUAGUGUAUUAGUCUAUAAAUAUUGGCAUUUCCAGUUUACUGUAAUUUAUUCACACAGUUUGACAACCUCCUGAUAAAUGAUCAGGGUAGUGAGUAUUCAAAUGUUUUGUUUAUUUGAUAUUUUCUGACUUGUUCUACACCCAUGAGUCAUCUCAUUUUUGGGUCUAUGGAACGAAAACUGAAUCCAAUCCAUAGUUAAUAAUUGGGACCUGGAUGUAAGAAAUAUGUUAGCAGAAUGGAAUGGCAUAAAACAAGUACUACAUAGCUUUAUAUAGCCAAAACCAUUGUUCUUAAUUGCAUUGCUAAAUUCUAUUUCCAUCCUUAAAACUCAGAAGCAAACCUUAAAACUGUCUGGAUCACAUACACAAAGUUUGGGUUGCACUGGCAGCAAUACAGUGAUUUGGCUCCCCUGCAGAACUUCAGCCAGAAUUUGUAUUGUCACCAAAAAAUGGUUCAAAUGGCUCUGAGCACUAUGGGACUAAACAUCUGAUGUCAUCAGUUCCCUAGACUUAGAACUACUUAAACCUAGCUAACCUACGGACAGCACACACAUCCGUGCCCGAGGCAGGAUUCAAACCUGCGACUGUAGCAGCAGUGUGGUUCCGGACUGAAGCGCCUAGAACCGCUUGGCCGCAACAGCCGGCUAUUUUGUCACACGUACUGCCCUAAUUCUGAAAGUUACCUCUCAGCUAGUAUGUUGCUUUACAUUCUCAUUAUUUCCAGCUCAUUAUUCUUUCACUGAUUGUGUUACACAAAUAUGCCACAAGCUUUGAGGUUACGGUUUUCAGUUUUUGUUUUUCAUCACACUGAGAUCUACUUUUUCCUAAGCUGUUCACCUAAAUACCGAGUACUUAUGUUUAAAGAAUCUGAUGUAAGUUCAGGUGCCAUCAUUUUCACCUACAUUUUCUUUAGAAGUUGCUGUCACAGGUGAAACCAAAUCAACAAGUGUUAUGUUUUGAAAUAUAUGUCUUAUCAACUUUGUGGAUUGUGAAUUAUUAGCCUCAUAACAUACAAUCACAAAUCAUGUGAUUAUGGUACAGGAGACACGUCAAAAAUUAUGUACUAGAAUCUAAAUAGUUUUAAAAAUUAUUAGUCUAUGUAACAGUAUCUAUAUUUUCUUAUUUUCCAGCAUAGGUAAGUAUCUUUCUUGAUAAUGGACAAUUUUUGUU
Schistocerca cancellata (South American locust) is the source of this 4268-nucleotide messenger RNA. RefSeq lists its product as uncharacterized. Bases 156 to 1109 code for a protein of 317 amino acids. Lineage: Eukaryota; Metazoa; Arthropoda; Insecta; Orthoptera; Acrididae. The record is from RefSeq and is a predicted model, not a curated record. Gene Ontology annotation, molecular function: DNA binding. The transcript has 6 exons.